AUGGCCCCCAAGACCCUCCUCCUCGCCCUCGGCGCCGCUCACUUUGCGUCCGCCCACUUCGGCCUCGCCUACCCGUCAUGGCGCGCCGAUACCCUCAGCGGAACGAACUUGACGGGUUACUCGCAGUGGACAUACCCCUGCGCCGGCGUACCCUACGGCAGGGGAAACGUAACAGACUGGCCUCUCGAUGGCGGCUCUAUCGAGCUCGACCUGCACCACGCCUGGACCUACGUCUUCAUCAACCUCGGCCUCGAGUCCGGCGGCAACGUCACGACGCACAACAUCACCCUCACCCCGCAGUUCUGGAACGCCACCGGCUCCGGCACCCUCUGCGUCGAGAAGCUUCCGCUGCCGACACCUGCAAAGGACGGCCAGAGGGGUAGCAUCCAGGUCGUGACUGUCGGCGAGUCUGGAUCUGGACUGUACAACUGCGCCGAUAUCCGCUUCACUUCGAACGCCACCACCCUCCCCUCGGAUCAGUGCAAGACCGAGGGCGUGACUGUCCACACUAUCCAGGAGCAGAGCGCCAACGGCACCAGCGGGAACAGCACCGGCAACUCCACCACCGGUGGCGGUUCCAGCGGCGCGGCGGGCAGUGGAGCCCAUAUGCUCGCCCUCUCAUCCGUCGUCGGUCUCAGCAUGGCAUUCGUCUUUGGCAUGAGCGUAUGA
Colletotrichum orchidophilum is the source of this 669-nucleotide messenger RNA. RefSeq lists its product as uncharacterized. Lineage: Eukaryota; Fungi; Ascomycota; Sordariomycetes; Glomerellales; Glomerellaceae. The record is from RefSeq and is a predicted model, not a curated record. The coding region runs from base 1 to 669 and encodes 222 amino acids. The transcript has 3 exons.